Molecule: messenger RNA, 771 nt
Organism: Oryza sativa Japonica Group (Japanese rice)
Lineage: Eukaryota; Viridiplantae; Streptophyta; Magnoliopsida; Poales; Poaceae
Product: pathogenesis-related protein PRB1-2
Cellular component (GO): extracellular region
Source: RefSeq, a predicted model, not a curated record
AUGUACCAGCUAUAUACAGAAGUAAGAAAGCAGCUACGUUUACAAGCAGAGAUGGAGGCAUCCAAGCUAGCAAUCUGCAGCUUGUUCGUGCUCGCCGUGGUAGCCGCUACAAUGUUUCACUGCUCCGAUGCCCAGAACUCGCCGCAGGACUACCUGUCGCCGCAGAACGCGGCCCGGUCCGCCGUCGGCGUGGGUCCGAUGAGCUGGAGCACGAAGCUGCAGGGGUUCGCGGAGGACUACGCGAGGCAGCGGAAGGGCGACUGCCGGCUGCAGCACUCGGGCGGGCCGUACGGUGAGAACAUCUUCUGGGGCUCCGCCGGCGCCGACUGGACGGCCGCGGACGCGGUGCGGUCGUGGGUGGACGAGAAGAAGUACUACAACUACGCCAGCAACAGCUGCGCCGCCGGGAAGGUGUGCGGCCACUACACGCAGGUGGUGUGGCGCGACUCCACCAACGUCGGCUGCGCCCGCGUGCGGUGCGACGCCAACCGCGGCAUCUUCAUCAUCUGCAACUACGAGCCCCGUGGCAACAUCGUUGGCCGCAGGCCCUACUGAUCAUACGACGUUGUUGCAACAAGCUAUAUAUAUGUGUCUAGCACGCAUGCAUCGUCCCUCGCUCGUUACAUGCACGCGCUGUGUGUUUGUGUUAUGUCUUAAUUAGAGGGAGUAAUAAUAACAUUAGUCAAAUCAAAUAAGUGAGUAAAUGAUGUACUUCAGCUUGGAUUGAAAUAAAGACAAAACCACGAUCGAUGCGUCUUGCUCUUUUCUAUA